Messenger RNA from Owenia fusiformis, 2223 nucleotides. NCBI's taxonomy places the organism in Eukaryota, Metazoa, Annelida, Polychaeta, Sabellida, Oweniidae. The record is from the annotation of a GenBank genome assembly.
GCACCAUUUCAAGAUGGAUUCCAAUGUAGAAGAAAUUCGCUCAAAAAUUAUUCUAGAAGAACAUGCUGUUGUUAACAGUCACAGCACCAGCUAUCCUGGCUCUUAUGUCGGAUAUGAUGACAGUUGGAGUUUCAAAAAGUUCAAGGAGGACCUGCGUAUUGAGAUCAUAAGAAUGACUGAUGAGCAGAUGGAGUUUGACAUGAUAGGAGUAGACGCUGCUAUUGCUAAUGCAUUCAGAAGAAUUCUACUCUCAGAGGUGCCAACAAUGGCGAUUGAGAAGGUAUCUGUGUACAAUAACACAUCUAUCAUACAAGAUGAGGUGCUUGCACACAGACUUGGGCUCAUCCCUAUCUUUGCAGACCCAAGACUGUUUGAAUACAGGGCAGAAGGAGACACAGAUGGUUCAGCAGAUGACACCAUAGAGUUUCAACUAAAGGUGAAAUGUACCUGGAACCUGUCAGCCUCCAAAGAUUCAACAGACCCUGAUGAGCUUUAUAAGGACCACAAAGUCUAUACAAGCCACAUGAAAUGGAUACCCAUAGGUCAACAGACUGAAAUGUUCAAGGAAGGAGAUAUAAAGCCUGUGUUAGAUGAUAUUCUGAUAGCCAAGCUACGGCCAGGCCAGGAGCUUGACCUACGAUUACACUGUGUUAAAGGCAUAGGCAAGGACCAUUCCAAGUUCUCUCCCGUUGCCACAGCAUCCUACAGAUUACUACCUGAUAUAGAGUUAAAGGGACCUGUUCAGGGUAAACUGGCCACCAAGCUACAGAGCUGCUUCCCCAAAGGUGUCAUAGAGAUAGAUGAUAUCAAUGGUGUCUCCCAAGCUAGAGUUGCUAAUACCAGAUUGGAUACCUGUAGUAGAGAAGUUCUUAGACAUGAAGACCUCAAAGAUCUUGUAAAAUUGUCAAGAUUCAGAGAUCACUUUAUAUUUUCUGUUGAAUCCACAGGGGCCUUACCACCUGAUGUGCUGGUCAGUGAAGCUAUACAAAUCCUCAUGUCAAAAUGUAGACUUUUUAUACAAGAACUUGAUGAUUCAGGGAAUGAACCCACAUAGCUUACAAAAGUAUUUUGGAUUAAAAUUUUUCAUCCUUGGGCAGUUAUUCCAGAAGGUAUCAUCACUUUCCAUGGUUGUCAUGGUGUCAAAAUAGACAGAGUACAGAGUAUAAUAAAUUCAAGUCAAUGUAGUAAUGGAUCCACAUGACCAUGCAACUAGCUAUUGGAUUAACACUCAACUGGAUAAAGAUGGAUAAAGGAGGUAUAGGUCUAAUCAUUUCCAUAGGCAGUUUGGCAAUGAGGAUAUUUUAUUAUAGAGUAUAUGCAGGGAGCAGACCUAUAUUUUACUCAUAGAAUUGGAAAUAUUUGACUGAUGCAUGCCAUGUUUACACUAUUUACCAAACAUUCUUGUUUACAACACAUUUUUGAGAAGUCAUCUAUGAACACUAUAUUAUAAUAAUAACAACAUGACUAUAUGAACAGGAAGCAUGUGAAGACAUGUUAAAAUCAACAAACAUCAUCUUUUGUAAUUACAUUAUAAACUUUAUUUUCAAUAAAACAAGAUAACCUAAUAGUGUUUUUCCAAUUUUGAUCUUGGUCACAUUACAUGACGAUAUAGCAGUACAGUCUGUAAUACAAUGUAAAAUGCUGACUCUUAAGAUAUUAUGUAAUGUUUAUCACAGUUCAAGGCAUCUUACAUUGUACUACAAACAGCAUUGCGCAGAAAUGCGAAACCCUUAAUCUCAGCUAUUAACGGUAUUUAGGCUGAUAAUUAUAUGAAGUUUUUUGAAACAUAUCAGGAAAAAUUUAAUUACAUAUUCUAUUUAAUUUUACAGUAUUAUGAACUUUGUUCACCCAAGAAUUAACCCAAUACAACAAAUGCAAGUUUGAUUCAAUAAUAAGUACUUCUCUUAGUUACGUGUAUACGCAAAAUACUUCCAUAUUGUACAUAUUAUGUUCACUUAAUUUCAUAUCUCACUUCAGUUUAUAACAAAAUACUGAUCUGUAAAAUUAAAAUAUAAACUAUCAACCUCUUAAAAUUGUAGUUGUUUCAGCUGAAGUGAACAAAAUAAAAGCAUUUGCCAGAGAUAUUUUGUAUUCUAUGUUUUGAGAAUGCCAUUGUUUAUUAACUGAUAUUCUACAAAAUAAAAUGGAUCAUCUCAACAGUUCUGUACUAAAUUCUACAAGUAAUCCAUUUUGUAAACUCCUAGACCAACAACUAAACAUUUU